Dalotia coriaria is the source of this 1624-nucleotide messenger RNA. RefSeq names its product Golgi to ER traffic protein 4 homolog. The record is from RefSeq and is a predicted model, not a curated record. The coding region runs from base 203 to 1177 and encodes 324 amino acids. Gene Ontology annotation, molecular function: protein binding. The transcript has 4 exons. Lineage: Eukaryota; Metazoa; Arthropoda; Insecta; Coleoptera; Staphylinidae. Gene Ontology annotation, biological process: protein insertion into ER membrane. Gene Ontology annotation, cellular component: BAT3 complex; cytosol.
UAGUGGGACCGCGAGACAUCACUCGUUAUGGUUGUUUUGAGCAGUUGCGUGCGAACGUCUCGGUGAUGUGGGUAGUUGCUGAGCAGCGGUCGUGAUACAAAUGCGUCAACCAAAUUGUUAGUGACACGGCACUGAGAUUUACGUGCACAGUGAGUACCCCAACAAGCCGAGUAAAGAUAUUUAGCUCCGUCACCCCAGUGCGAUGGCAUCACAGGCGAACGCACGUGGCGUCUCGCGCGUCCUGGAGAAGCUUGAGAACUCGGUGAAAAACGGCAAGUACUACGAGGCGCAUCAGAUGUAUCGGACGAUGUAUUUUCGGUAUCUCAGCCAAGAGAAGUUCACCGAGCUGAUGGAUAUGCUCUACAACGGCGCGAUAUUAUUUCUAGACCACGAUCAGCACAUCAGUGGGGCAGAUUUAGGAAUUCUCUUGGUGCAAGUCCUAACUCAGGCUAACAACAAAGACUACAAGACGUGGAUACCGAAACUGUGCUCGAUAUUUGCCAAGAUAAGCACGAACACACCCGAACGUGAUACUUUCCUAGGAAACGCAAUUCGUUGGUCGUCUGCAAAUGCAUUGCAGGGUCAUCCACAAUUACAUCAGAAUGUAGCCCAAAUAUAUUGGAACGAGAAAAAUUAUCACCAAGCGCGCUAUCAUUAUCUGCACUCGAAGGAUGGACAAGGGUGUGCUAAGCUGUUGAUAGAGUUCCAGAUGACGCAAGGCUACGGCAGUGAAGUGGACCUAUUCAUCGCACAGACCGUUUUCCAGUUCUUGUGCAUGCGUAAUGAACGCACCGCGAACCUGACCUUCGCCUCGUACACAGCGGCUCAUCCUGGCAUAAAACGCAGCGGGCCCCCGUACCUACUGCCGCUGUUGAACUUUUUGUGGUUUCUGUUGAAGGCUAUUGAAAGCAAGAAGCUGGCUACGUUUGUCGUGCUCUGCCAGCAAUACGAGGUGUCUAUUAAGCGCGACCCCUGCUACAAGCAGUACCUCGAUAAGAUCGGACAGAUUUUCUUCGAUGUGAAGCCGCCGCCACAACACAGCAAUCAUUUCUUCGGCAAUUUUUUGCAGUCGUUCCUUGGUGGCCUUGAUGACGACAGCGACGAUGAGGCGGGCGCGUCGUUUAGGCCCUCGGCCUCCUCCAGUAGGAGACCCGUUGAGACCGCCGAGCUGGAUUAGCCGCCGCGUCAUCUACACACUUUACACAUAAUCUAUUUCACCAUGGGCGAUGUCGCCGACUAAAUAAUUAACAUUGGGUGCGGUCCAAUGCUUACUUUUCGGUUUUCACACGAACACACGAUUCACAGACGAAGUAUUUAGCCAUUUUCAUACAUCCAAACUAAAAACAACGGAAGUUUAAACGAUUGUUCAAAAUACGGACGUGAAUGAUUUUUUCAUAGGUGCAAAAGCGUCAUUCAAAGACGAUCCAAAUAAAUUUGUCAUUCUUUAUUAGUACUUUAAUGUUAUGUACAUAAUGUGUUGCUUUUAUGUUAAUAUGCGAUCGUAGGGACGAACGUCAGGGCGACGUAUUUCAACGCGUCAAACGUGCGUGACUGUUUAAGCCAUUCUGUUUGGUAUAAACUAAUUUCAAUUUAAUCAGUAUGGGCAAUAAACAAAUGAAUAUUG